Molecule: messenger RNA, 4445 nt
Organism: Lytechinus pictus (painted urchin)
Lineage: Eukaryota; Metazoa; Echinodermata; Echinoidea; Temnopleuroida; Toxopneustidae
Product: integrator complex subunit 9-like
Exons: 19
Coding region: 481-2487 (668 amino acids)
Biological process (GO): snRNA 3'-end processing
Cellular component (GO): integrator complex
Source: RefSeq, a predicted model, not a curated record
CUUGAGUCUUGGCGUCUUGCUGCUGACGUAACGACCCACUGCCUCAGAUCAGGCUCAGAUACCGGUAAAUCUGAUUAAAAAUACUCGUUAAGAGAAUCUCCAACUGGUACAUGUAAUGUACCGUAGUCAAUAACCAACCCGCGGACAACCGCUGAUAAGUACAUGACAUGAGGUGCAUAUGGCGUCUGGUUGACCGGCCGCGGCAACAGUACCUGGUACAGGCGCAGGCGCGGUUUAAGUACGGUACCGGUACCUGUACCUAGCGUUACCCGGGCCGGGGGCGCGGGCGAGGGAUCCCCCGCAACCACACUCGUCUCGCGAUCGAUCGCGCCCGUCCUUAAUUUCUUCCGUAUUUUAUUAUCGCGAGGAUACCGUACCAUACCAUCUGAACGGUAUACCCAUCUGAACUGAGCUGAGGCGAGCAAAAGAAAACACUGCAAGAAUAUCCUGCAUUUUAUAUAAGAAGCCGGAAUAGCCAGAAUGAAAUUGUAUUGUCUGUCUGAGCAACCUAGUGCACCAUGUCUUCUAUUGACUUUCAAAGGGACAACGAUUCUUCUAGACUGUAGUCUAGACCUUGGCAGUCUUCAGCAUUUCCUUCCAAUGCCUCUGGUUCCAAGCACCCAGUUUUCAAAAAUGCCAAAUUGGAAGCCAAGUGAGAAAGGCCAUGGACUUGCACAUUCAAAGGAGCUGAAGGAGUGCAGUGGACGGGUGUUUGUUGAUGCCACACCAGAAGUUUGUACUCCAGAGUUUGGAAUGAUUGACAUGUCAACGGUAGAUGCCAUAUUGAUUUCUAACUAUCAUUGUAUGCUUGGACUACCAUUCAUUACAGAGUUUACAGGUUUCAAAGGUGUCAUAUAUGCAACAGAACCAACCAUUCAAAUUGGCAGGCAAAUGAUGGAAGAGCUUGUUGAGUAUAUGGAAAGAGUUCCCAAGAAGCAAUCAUCCUCCCCCUGGAAGAAACCAGACUUACUGAAAUCACUCCCUGCUCCGCUCAAAGAUGUUAAAUGGCUUGGGUGCUGGAAGAAGUGCUACAGUAAACAUGAUGUGAAUGCCUGUCUAUCUAAAAUUACCAAUGCAGCAUUCUCAGAAAAGCUGAGUUUAUAUGGAGCCCUGACGUUAGUUCCAUUGAGUUCUGGUUUCUGUCUAGGAAGUUGUAACUGGAUCAUCAGCUCAGCUUAUGAAAAGGUAUCGUAUGUAUCGGCAUCGUCCUUUCUCACCACACAUUCUAUGCCCAUCAACCAAGACCCAUUAAAGAACAGUGAUGUCAUUGUACUGACAGGACUCACACAGACUCCAGCACACAAUCCUGAUAGCAUGUUGGGAGAGUUCUGCAGCACACUCACCAUGACAAUCAAGAGUGGAGGAAAUGUCUUAGUCCCAUGCUAUCCUUCUGGUGUGAUCUACGAUCUAUUUGAAUGUCUUGCCGGUUACAUGGAGAGUGUAGGUUUGAUGCAAACACCUCUCUAUUUCAUCUCACCUGUAGCAGACAGUUCCUUAGCUUUCUCACAGAUACUCUCAGAAUGGCUAUGUGGAUCGAAGCAAUCCAGGGUUUAUCUACCAGAACCUCCAUUUCCACAUGCAGAGCUGAUUAAGAAUGGCAGGUUAAAACACUUCCCAAGUGUGCAUGGUGAAUUUAGCAACCAAUUCAAAACACCCUGCGUUGUGUUCACUGGACACCCCUCUCUAAGAAUGGGAGAUGCCGUUCACUUCAUGGAGAUGUGGGGCAAGAAUAGUAACAAUACAGUCCUCUUUAUUGAGCCUGAGUUUGCCUACCUGGAUGCUUUGGCCCCGUACCAACCGUUAGCAAUGAAGGCUUGCUACUGUCCUAUUGAUACAGCUCUUACCUUUCCUCAGGCAAACAAGUUGAUUAAAGAUCUCAAGCCUCUACAAGUGGUCUUACCUGAAUCUUACACCAAUCCACCAGAAUCUCAUCCGUUGAGAACAGAUCUUGUUGUAGAAGUGGAGCCUGCAGCUACACCAUACAAUCGUGAUGAUGUCAUUGGGUUACUAGUGAAGAGGAGAUAUGAGAAGGUUGAGAUUACACCUGAGGUUGCCAGCAGUCUAUCUCCAGUAGAACUUCAACCAGGUGUCUUGGUGUCUACUGUCACUGGUCAACUUAAUCUCCAUGACAACAAGUUUAUUCUAGAGGAGCUGCCUUCACCUCAAGCCAGCCUACAGCUUGGCCCUGGUCAACCUCAGAGAAAGAGAAAACGAGAAGAAGAGACCACACCCAAAGUGUUUACCUCUCAUCCUAAGAACUAUGUCUAUGGUAACAUUGACAUGGAGGAAUUUGUCCAGAGUCUUGCCUCGAAUGGCAUUGCUGAUGUUAAGGUAGAAAGCACUGGAUCAGGUCAUAUAGUUCACUUGGAAUCGGAAGAUACCAUUAUACAACUGGAAGAGGGGUCAACACACAUCUUUUGUGAGGGGAAUGAAAAGCUGAGGAAACAGCUGAGAGAUGUGCUCAUCAGUUGCUUAGGAAGAUUUUGAUAAAAGCCAAUGACUUUGACAAACUGUUUGUUGAAUGCAACAUCCUGACCGAUGGACAAUGGCCCUGGAUAGUCAAGUAUUCUUGAAGGAACACUAACUUGGAGAUCACUUGGAUUUGAAUAUUGCAAUGUGAAAGUUUUCUAUCUUGGGUUGGUGAAGAAUAAUACCAAAAGAACCAACUUCAAACUUGCCUCAUUUUGCAUGUUGAUUUGAUGGUGAUCUGAUCAGAGGUGCAAUAACUCAGUCGAAAGAGCGGGGGUUUUGUAUUCCGGUAACCCGGGUUCGAUUUCCACUUGGUGCGCUAGUGCCCUUUGGUAAGGCAUUAAUCCUCAUUACCAGGUCCCUUGGAGAGGACCUUAAGCCGUCGGUCCUCUGGUUGCUUGCUUACAGGGUUAGAAUUCAUGCUUUCUUAGCAAUUAAGUUAAAAUUCUCUACCUUUUACCAUUUGGGUCGUGAGAUCAAAGGUAAAUAAAGAGGUAAAUUUAUACCUGAAUAUAGAUCUGUCUCUCAAACACUUGUUUGAAGGAUCAGCUUCUGGCAGUGGUUGAGAAAAUAAAUUUAAUUGCAUCCAGUGAUGUAUCCAUGUAGUUCUUUUUUCUUUGAAAGUGAUUGUUAUUGAAGGAAUUUUAGAUGAAGCAAACAGCCAUCAAAAGAUUUUAUUAUAAGUAAAGAUAUGGGUUUAGAGCAAUAAUUUAUUGAUAUCAACUCUGCUAUUUCUGCUGUAUUUUAAACUGAAUUUAAAAAAAAAGACAGAUACUGUGGGUUUCAUGGAAGAAUACUGCUGUUCUAGAAAUUGCAUUGCUAGACAGGCCCAUUGCAGAACAGGUUAAAGACCUUCUAAAUUUGUAUGACAUAUGUAAUAAGUGUUAAUAAUAAUAUCUGAAUUACUGAUUAAAAAACAGUCUAAAUCUACCACCAUUGCAAGUUAGCUGAAUGAAUCAAAAUCACGUUGGGUUGCAAAAUUGUGGUUUAAAAAGCAUUGGAAAGCACUUUAAAACCACUAAACGUGAGAAUUCUAUUAAACAUAACCAAAUUGUCAAUUAUUCAGCUUGCUUUUUUUUUCACUUAUGCCCCCCCCCCACCCCCAAUACAACACAUGGAUCAACACCCCAAGAUAACAAUAUUUUUACAUAUGAAACAAAUAUGUAAAACUGGAAUCAUGAUAGGUGCUAGAGCCAAAGGUGACAUAUUAUAUCCUGAUAAUGAUAUAUCUUUGUAAUGUCAUGUGUUUGAUAAUAUUGGGUUGAAUUUCCCUUCAAAACAAUGUCAAGUUAUUGGUUUCUGUUAUUUCCAUCCCAUGGCCCAUAAAAUUAAAAUCCCAUUUGUUCGGUUCGAUUGUAAUUACUUUGGAAGUCUUGAUUCUGAUUUAUUUUAGAUGAAGCUUUCCAUUACCGGUGUGUUGGCUCAGUUGGUAGAGCGUCCGUCUCACAACCGGGAGGUCGGGAGUUCAAACCCCGGCCGCGUUAGACCAAAAGACGUUAAAAGAUGGGAGUUGCUGCUACCCUGUUUGGCAUUCAACGAUUAAAGGGAUAGAGCCUGGUCGAUCUGGCGCUGCACAGCGGCUGCCAGGCCCACGAUCAAUUGGGCGAAGCAAAUUUUCGGAGUAUUUCCUUUCAUGUCUAUUUCGAACAAUAAAAUACGGAUUUUCAACAUUUUUUUUUUUUUUCAUUUAACAUUAAUUGCAAAUUUGCCAUCAAUAAUUAUUUUUUAUGCAACUGGACUCUGGGAUACAGUGACUCAAAGAGACAGAGAAGUUGAUAAUGAUUUAACAAUUAACAUAGGUUUCUUCACAAGUAUUUCUGUAUUUGAUACAUGUUAAACCUGCUGACUCCUGUGUAUUUUGUAAUUCCCAUAAGUUUGUAUCUUGAUCACCAGGGCCAGCUGGAAAAUGGCUUGAAACAAGAUGAUAUGAUAUAUAUAUGUUCUGUAUAUAUGUGAAUAAAGACAGCUCCAAAUGA